CGUUGGAACUUCCCUCUUAUUUAUUAUAUUGUCCUUUUUCACUCUUCAUGCUUCCUUCAAAACCUUUGGACCCCGGAAGCUCCGAGAAGCAGCAAAUCUCUUGGUGAUCGUUUUGCGUUCUCUCUCGAUCAGGUUUCCUGGAAAAUACGGUCCUCAAACGAUGGCUGCCACACAGCUGACUGAGGGCACUGUAACAGUGGGUGGACAGAAUCUAUUCUACAGGCAGGCCAAGCCAGCUCAGCAGGCCCCUCGUCUCUCUGUCUUGUUGCUGCAUGGCAUUCGUUUUUCAUCAGAGACGUGGCUCAAUCUGCAGACUUUGUCUAAACUGGCUGAAGCUGGAUACCGUGCUGUAGCUAUUGACUUACCAGGUCUGGGUAAUUCCAAAGAUGCUACUGCUCCAGCUCCCAUUGGAGAACCAGCACCCAGCAGUUUCUUGAAGUCUGUAUUCGAGGCCCUUCUGUUAGACCAGGCUGUGGUCAUCAGCCCAUCUCUCAGUGGGAUGUAUUCACUUCCAUUCCUUUUCCAGCACAGUGAGCUGCUCAAGGCCUACAUCCCAGUGGCACCCAUCUGCACAGAGAAGUUCCCAGCCACACAGUAUGCCAGUGUCAAAACACUGACACUCAUUGUAUAUGGGGACCAGGAUGUCCAGCUGGGAGAGGUCAGCCUGAACAACUUGAAGAAUUUACCCAAUCACAAGGUGAUGCUGAUGAAAGGGGCAGGCCAUGCCUGUUACUUGGACAAGCCAGAAGAGUGGCACCUUGGUCUGCUCAACUUUCUCAAGAGUUUAGAAUGAAGAAUAAAAUGGCUUUGCAUCCUCUGGGCCAUCAUUGGUCACUACCACAUCUGUCUGCUUCCAGAUGUUUGGGACUGCUCUCUUUAUGCAAUUCAGUCAGCAGACAUUCUGGACUAUUCAAUAAUCCCAGAACUAAACGGAUUAGUAAAUUCAUAAUAUCGCAUCCAAAGUGUGCCUGCUGCCUAAUUUUUGGUAAACUGUAUAGGCUGAGUGAGCAUAGCAUUCUGUCUUUUGGCCAUGAGAUGCACUAGGUCAUAUUUUUUCAUACUGACAUGUUAGGAUUUGUCCCGUUAUGUCAAUUGGGAUCAGUGCUGUAAUUUUACUAGCCAUUAAAUCAACCUUAUCCUCAUCCCCACGUCUCAGCCAUGACUAUGAUUCUUUCAUGUGUAUUUUUUUAGCAGCCCAAAUUGAUGAAACAGUAUAUUUCCCCAACUGAACAGUCUUUCAGAGCUAGUCCCCUUGGUCUUUGCUCUCAGUCCUUGACAUUGCCUCUCAUCUCUUUUGUGCGCUCUUCUCUUGAUGACAGAACUUUAAGUUUUCCUUUCUUUACAUUCAGUUCUGUGUCAGAACCUGUUGCUUCUUGCUGUAGGGCAGCAAAAGUAAACUGAAACUAAUAGCCAACAGUGGCAGACAGGUGUUUUGGUUUGUGAUAAACAAGCAUCAGAGAGCAAAGCUAGUGCUGACUUCACUCUCCCUGGCUUUAGAGACUAUCGUUUUGUGUGAUAGAAUCCUUCACAUCUCUUAGCGCGCCCCUUCCUGAGUUCUUCAAUGAUGUGUAUAUGUUAAAUGAUACAUUCUCCUUCUGCAGCCUGGACUGUCCAAGACGUGAUGGCUUACUGUGUGAUGCUCUUGGAUUUCAUGGGUACUGUGAUCAUUGUCUUGAAUGGUGUAAAUUAGACAGUUGAGGGAAUCAUCUAAGAUGUGUAAUGACUCGUCAAUGGGACACAUUCUGAGUACUGUUUGACUGCAGUUGCAAAAAUAGAGAAAAAGCAGAGGAAACUCUCUGUAGUCCUGCCAGGGAAAGGGAAAGGUCAGGGCACUCUGGAGGGGAAGCAUUGCUCAUCCACUUCAAAACAGAAAGGAAAGUGUUCCAUUGCUGCUUCAUACUCAAACCACUUUCUCCUGCAUAUAAUCAAAGGGUCCUUUGGGUUAAUACAGAGACUGCAGACUUUUCAAAAUAAAGCUAGAGACAAAGAAAAUGAAUAAAAUCAGCUGUAAGCUGGAGAGAAAGAAAAUUAAUUAAAUCAGCCACGCAGGACACUGGUUUAUGUAUUCAGUAGGUGAUCCAUGUGAGUUCCUGCUGAAUAAUCAAUUCUUCAUCAAAAUAAAUAACUUGUGAUCACAUAAAA
Heteronotia binoei (common prickly gecko) is the source of this 2142-nucleotide messenger RNA. RefSeq names its product abhydrolase domain containing 14B (gene ABHD14B). Lineage: Eukaryota; Metazoa; Chordata; Lepidosauria; Squamata; Gekkonidae. The transcript is spliced from 4 exons. Bases 161 to 793 code for a protein of 210 amino acids. The record is from RefSeq and is a predicted model, not a curated record. Gene Ontology annotation, cellular component: cytoplasm.